This is a messenger RNA of Saprolegnia parasitica CBS 223.65, 2463 nucleotides long. RefSeq lists its product as hypothetical. The record is from RefSeq and is a predicted model, not a curated record. The transcript has 14 exons. NCBI's taxonomy places the organism in Eukaryota, Oomycota, Saprolegniomycetes, Saprolegniales, Saprolegniaceae. Gene Ontology annotation, cellular component: autophagosome membrane. Gene Ontology annotation, biological process: autophagosome assembly. Gene Ontology annotation, molecular function: protein binding. Bases 1 to 2463 code for a protein of 820 amino acids.
AUGGACGCGAUACGGGCAGCGCUGCGCCUGCCAGUCCAAGCUGUCGCGGCGAAGGAAGCGGCGCGGGACCAGGCAUUCGAGAAGCGUGCAGUCGACUCAUACGGCUACAUGUUUGCCUCAUGCGCUCAAGGCGCGUACGCUUACACCAAGAGCCACGAGCGCGUUCUCUACGCACUGUUGCGGCGCCACCACACGUCGCUGCGCCUUCGCGGUCAAGCCACGACAGCUUCAUUUGUGCAACUGCACGCGAUUGCAUUUGUUGCUGGACAGUACGCUGGUUCGGCCCUCGACAUUUCGGCGCUUGCACCAUUCUCGUUGCGACUGCGGUUAGACACGCUGCCGGUGGCCACUGACGCACAGCUCAUUGUCCUACAAGCCGCAGUGGAUCCAAUGGAAGGACUUAUUUGCGUCCAUGAGCCCAACGCUUCGUUCCCCGACGACGCAGCAUGCAUGCUAUGGACACCAGGGUGUAAAUUCGGCGGGUUUACGUUUCCUUCGACGCCAUUUGCGCCACAGCGUACGCCCAGCCCGACAGCCUUCAACGAUAGUCUUGUUCGGGAUCCGACGCGCCACAACCUAUACGCGUUUGACGGGAUGCUCCAAACGUUUCAAGUCCCGGCUGUGACCUCGUACAUUGUGCGACCGCCCCUCUACUCGGACGACGCGCUUUCGUACAAGACGCUCAGUGUUCAACAGAUUCGCAUGUGGGCCAUCGAUCGGCGAAAGCGAGCAAACUCCUUGCGGCGCGACGGCAAGGUCACCGAAGCCAUUGUCGAGUACACAUCUGCGAUCGAGAUGGAUCCAGACGACGGCGAAACGUACUACGCGCAUUUGCAGAAGGUGCUCUCAUUGGAUCCAGCCCAUGCCAUGGCGACUGAAAAGCUCCGUGGUCUCGGUCGAGACCUCAGUGACAUGGCGACAACAGCGGCAAUCCCCGACCCGCAGCGCCUAUUGCAUCUGCUGCAAGACGAACUGAAGGCGCGCAAGAAAGAGAAGAAGCCCAAGAAGGAGCACAAGAAGAAGGAUGAACGACGUCGAAGCAAGGAGCGCAAGCGACGACAAGAUCGUGCCGGACUCGCGGCUAUGGCGGCACGUCUGAACCAGCGCAACCAGCGCGAGACAGACUCUUUCGCUGCACUCAUCGCAUCGUACCAGCAAAUGAUGGCGCAGUUGCAAUAUGUCACCUCGCAAAACCAAAAGCUUCAUCAGCUCCAGACGGUGCCGCUUGCGUCGCCAACACGGACGGUCGCACUGAAGGACGAGCAGCUCCUUCAGCUGCAGCGCAAGAUCUAUGACAUGGAUUCAACGGGCAAAGAAAUGGAAAAGGAGAUGCAUGUACUACGUGAGGAGCUUAACCGCCAGCGCGUUCGCGCCGAGCUUGCGGAGCAAGAAACCGAAGAAUUUCGCCGCCGCGUGCGCGAACUCGAGUCGCAGCUCGUCCAGAAAAGCAAGAUGAUGGCGGAGCUCGUGCUGCAAGAACCGGAGCUCAAGCCUGUGCCCUUGCGACAGGAAGCUAUGCGGCGCGACGAGCUUCCAGCCGGCGGAGGGCCUUCGAGCCUCGUCUCUCUUCAGCAUGGAAAAAGCAUACGGGCACAUGCGACCGAAGUCAACAGCGUUUGCUUCAACGGGUCCGGGAAGAUCGUCUUCUCCGCCAGCAGUGAUGGUACUGUGCGCGCGUGGGACGCUCACUCGUGCCAAGCAAAGGCUGACUACCGCGGUCUCGGCAUGUCCCAGCCUCUAAUCUGCGUCCGCGUAUCUGAGGACGGCGAGCUCGUGCUCGGCACUGGCUGCGACCGCAUCUGCCAAGUUUGGCGCGUAGGCACGGGGCGCAUUGCUCACACGCUGCUUGGACACAAAGGGAAAGUGUACGCCGCCGAGUUCCUCCUCGAUCGAACCAACGAAGUCUUGACGGGCGGCGCCGACCGAUCGAUUCGUGUCUGGGACGUCGUAAGCGGCCGCAACCUUAAAAGCUUUAGCUGCCGGUCGACGUGCAACGACAUAGCCGUCGGCGUAGGCGGGCAGUUUGCAAGUGCGCAUCAAGACGCCGCCGUGCGAUUCUGGGAUGCCCGCACAAAAGCGCCCAUUCACGAGCUCAGCGACGUGCACAGCGAUCAAAUUACGUCCGUGUCGUAUGCCAGCGAUGGUUACAAAUUGCUCACAAACUCCCGCGACAACACCCUCAAGCUACUCGAUACCAGGACGUAUGGUGAGCUUGGGACAUACACCGCUCCAAGCUACGUCUGCGGCUUCAACUGGUCGAAAGCGUCGCUGACGCCGGAUGGAGCGUAUAUCGCUGCCGGCAGCACGACUGGGGCGGUGCUCAUCUGGGACGCGCUCUCCCAGCAGGUGUGGCGCGAGAACAAGGAUACGCACACGGGUGCGGUUGUUAGCUGCAUGUGGAGUCCCAACGGUCGUCUCCUCGCAUCCUGUGAUAAGAACGGGUGCCUGGUACUCUGGGAGUAA